CCGAGCCCGCGACAUUUACUUAGUACAGUGAGCAGCCAACUAAAUAUACUACUUCAGUAUUUUCGUUCUCUUCUCAGUCGUGCGUGUUACGUUCAUCUCCCUGAGUUGAGUCUGUGAAGAGUAGCGAUGCUGUGCAGCAGCACCGAGAACGCGACCACCGGCGACAGCUCCGACAGUGGGGGAGCGGUGUGGACUCAGGUGUCAGCCUCUGACCAACCACCCGCAGAGUCCACCUCCAACAUCCCGGGAUCCGCUUCUUCCUCGGUCUCCCCUCACCCGCGUUUGCCAGCACUCCCCACAGCAGCAACAGGAAGGUUCCAGUUACCGAAUCCUUCUUUCCUGUCUCUUACAUCGGACAGCUCCUCCCGCCGCCAUGUUGGAACACCCAGGGCACGAGCCACGCCCGGUUCAUCCGGAGGCCCCCGCGCCCAGACGCCAGCCUCCGGCCACGCUGGUGCCAGUUGCUCCUCUGCGACCUCAGCAUCUGGGGCCUCUGUGGUGGUGGCGGUGGUGGAGGGCAGCGGUCUGGCCAGGGGCCAGAUCGGCAUGGCCAGUCUGGACCUCAGAUGUCCAGAGCUCAUCGUGUCUCAGUUUGCAGACACCGGAACUUAUGCCAAAGUCAUCACAAAGCUGAACAUCCUGGUUCCCAAGGAGAUACUGAUGCCAGACACUGCUUCUGACAGAGGCAAGGGGAGCAAACUAUUCAACCUCAUCACACAGAACUUCCAGGGAGUUGCUUUCACUGCGAUCCGGAGGAAAUACUUUAAUGAGAAGAAAGGUCUGGAGUACAUUCAGCAGCUGUGCACUCCGGAAUUUGACACUGUGCUUAUGGAAGUGCAAAUGAAAUACUAUUGCCUGUCCGCUGUGGCCGCGCUCCUCAAAUACCUGGAGUUCAGUCAGAAUAGUCUGUACCCGGCCAAGUCCCUCAAAGUGGUCUUCAAGGGGAGCGAGCAGACCGCCAUGAUUGACUGGGCCUCUGCUUCCAACUUGGAGCUGGUGAUCAACAACAGCAACCACAGAAGCAACCACACUCUGCUCGGUGUGCUCAACCACACCAAGACAGCCGGAGGAGCGAGGCGGCUGCGCUCUUCCAUUCUGGAGCCCCUGAUGGAUGCGGACACCAUCAACAUUCGCUUGGACUCGGUUCAAGAAAUGCUGCUGAACGAAGAGCUUUUCUUUGGACUGAAAGACGCCGUCAGUCACUUCCUGGACAUCGACCAGCUGCUCUCCGUUCUUGUCCGCGUCCCCAAACAGCAGACUAUCCAGGCGGCCGAGGCGAAGAUCACACAUGUCAUCCAGCUGAAGCACACGCUGAACCUGGUGCCCCGAUUAACAACUGUGCUGAGCAACUGCCACACUGCCCUGCUAAAAGCUUACAGCGCGUCCCUGAACGACCACAGAUUCGACCUGAUCCUGAAGCAGAUCCACACCGUGAUCUCCGACAACACCAGCUACGUGAGAGGGGUCCUCGACAUGCGCACCCAGAAAUGCUUUGCCGUGCGGCCGAACAUCAACGAGUUCCUGGACAUCGCCCGGCGAGCCUACGCGGAGAUUGUGGAAGACAUUGCAGGCCUAGUGGACCUGAUGUCUGAGAAGUACGGCGCACCUAUGAGGACCAGCUUCAGCUCUUCCCGAGGCUUCUUCAUUCAAAUGAAGCGGCAUGUGAACGCUUUUCCCGAUGGCAGACUUCCUGCUGAGUUCAUCAAGGUGACCAAGAACAAAGAUAGCUAUGCCUUCACCACCGAUGACCUGGUGAAGCUGAACGACCGCUGCAACCACGCCCUGAGAGAGAUCUACCACAUGUCCUCCGUGGUGGUGGGUCGCCUGCUCAGCACCAUCCAUGAGAACAUCCACUGCCUCUACAAGCUCUCGGAGGCCGUCUCCAUGCUGGACAUGCUGCUGUCACUGGCCAACGCCUGCACCCUGUCUGACUACGUCCGCCCUGAGUUCACCGACACGCUGGCCAUCAAAGGAGGUCGACACCCCAUUCUGGAGCGCAUGUCUGUCCAGCAGACGGUGGCCAACAACAGCUUCAUCUCCGAGGGCAGCAACUUUAUCAUCAUCACCGGGCCCAACAUGAGCGGCAAAUCCACCUAUCUCAAGCAGGUGGCGCUGUGCCAGAUCAUGGCUCAGAUCGGCUCCUUCGUCCCGGCGGAAUACGCCUCUUUCCGUGUGGCAGAUCAGAUCUUCACCCGGAUCGGAGUGGAAGAUGACCUGGAAAACAAGUGCUCCUCCUUCAUGGUGGAGAUGAAGGAGGUCUCCUACAUCUUCCGCAACGUCAACGACCGCUCUCUUAUCAUCAUCGAUGAGUUGGGGCGGAGCACCAGUGCCGAGGAUGGCUUCGGCAUCUGCCUCGCCAUCUGCGAGUUGCUCAUGGGCUUAAAGGCGUUCACUCUUUUCGCCACUCACUUCCUGGAGCUGUGCCAGUCCCUGGAGUCUCUGCACCCAAACGUGGAGGUCCAGCAGAUGGAGGUGCAGCACACCCGGGAUGCUGACACGGGAGCUGAGAGUGUGGUGUACACGCACACGCUGACCCAAGGCUGCACUGAGGAGAGGCAUUAUGGUUUGCAUGCAGCAGGACUGACGUCACUUCCUGCCAGUGCAAUCCAGGAAGCCAAGACAAUAGCAUGCAACAUCAAGCAGCAGUUUUUGGACAAACUUGUGAAAGAUGCAGAGGCACAGAAAGAGAGAGCACAUUACCAGCUAGCCACUCGCCUCCAGCAGGCAGCCAGGAACUCCCGACUGGACCCGGACAGCCUGAGGGAGUAUCUGAGGGGCCUGAAGACACAGUACGAGGCCGAGCUACAGGCCGUCGACGAAGCAGAGCCUGAGGACACGGCCUAGAUGAGCGUCCAACCCAGAUGCUUCUCAUGUUGUGUUAUUCUCAUGUUUGUUUAUGUAUAUAUAUGUAUAUAUGUAUAUAUAUAAUUCUGGUGAGGU
This is a messenger RNA of Synchiropus splendidus (mandarinfish), 2940 nucleotides long. It is a transcript of the gene msh4, whose product is annotated as mutS homolog 4. The coding region runs from base 127 to 2844 and encodes 905 amino acids. NCBI's taxonomy places the organism in Eukaryota, Metazoa, Chordata, Actinopteri, Syngnathiformes, Callionymidae. Gene Ontology annotation, molecular function: ATP binding; ATP-dependent DNA damage sensor activity; mismatched DNA binding. Gene Ontology annotation, biological process: mismatch repair; reciprocal meiotic recombination. The transcript has 20 exons. Gene Ontology annotation, cellular component: nucleus. The record is from RefSeq and is a predicted model, not a curated record.